AUGGUGCCACUGAUGAAGGUUAGUGCCACUGAAAAGGAGCACAAGUUUCUCAUGAACUUCAAGACCUCCAAAGAGAAGGUCCUCGAGCAAGAGCCCGAGAUCCUCUCAUGUUGCACCACUGCCUCUCCACUCUCUCCUAAGCUCUUCAUCGCUUGCACCCCGCUCCUCCUUGGUGUGAUGUUUAUUUCUAUGUACACAUCGCUGUUGGAUCAGGCGAGGACCACUGCAGUCUUUAUUUGUACCGAAUACACAAUAACUUGA
Elaeis guineensis (African oil palm) is the source of this 261-nucleotide messenger RNA. NCBI's taxonomy places the organism in Eukaryota, Viridiplantae, Streptophyta, Magnoliopsida, Arecales, Arecaceae. The record is from RefSeq and is a predicted model, not a curated record.